Molecule: messenger RNA, 981 nt
Organism: Lindgomyces ingoldianus
Lineage: Eukaryota; Fungi; Ascomycota; Dothideomycetes; Pleosporales; Lindgomycetaceae
Exons: 9
Coding region: 1-981 (326 amino acids)
Source: RefSeq, a predicted model, not a curated record
AUGGCUUGGCCUGGUUACAAUAUCACAAGGCAGAAACUGGGAGCUGUCCUGACUGCCCCUCCAGAUUCAAAGACUAGCAGGCUCCUCCAAUACCAUAACCUAUCCGUCAACGAAGAGCUCAGGAAAGCUUCCAGGCCUUUAAUCGUCGUAUCCUACAGCGAUAUAUUCAAGGCUAGCUCACAUGAGGUCCAAGCUCCGUACUUUUGCGGCUGUUGUCGGGCUGUUUUGGAGACUGUUCAUUGUUCCACAUAUCGAGGGGCGCCAGAACACGUGUUACCGUUUGAAUUAACGAUCCUUGGGGCUGGCUUCACUACUGGGGCGUUUCUGGUUGGGCUAAUUUUGGAGCAGUCCUAUCCCGAAAAGCAGUCGAAGAGAAGCUCGAUCCAACCGGGAACGAAGUUUAACGAGAGCAAGCUGACCGCGGCGUUCUGGCGAGUAGCAGGUUUAAAAUCAAUUCGGGAUGACCGAAUCGCGUGCGACGAAAGUCUAAAGGAUGCUGGCAUACCAAUGAGAAUAGACGUGUAUCUUGGGAGUGCUCGUUCGAUUUGGCCUUUCUCCCCCUACCUUUCAAUGUCGAAGGCAACAGUCGACAUUGGCUUGGAUGCUGAACGCGAAGGUGGAUUGGGAGGAGGUUCUGAAGAAGAUGUAGAUUCCCAUCAUGCAGACAGCGAUGGUGGAGAUGUGGCGGAUCAUCAGGAUGCAGGCCAUGCGAAUUCCGAGGCCUGUGCAGCGACAUGUGACUUUGACGGCAUAAGUCUUGGCGCAAUAAAGCCACCACUGGGCCCCCACUGGCUGAUGCCGAAUUCUCCUCGAGCCAUGUCAUUUUCUAAUUUCUCAAAACUUGGAAGUCGUACCUGGGCGAAUCAGCUGAGACGUGAAACGCGUCGAGUUCCUUGCACUUACCCGCCAUAUUGCAUGAUUAGAUGGACUGACCUCCAAGCACCUGUUCACUUACACAGCCAGCAACCAACGGUCCUUUGA